Molecule: messenger RNA, 1464 nt
Organism: Bolinopsis microptera
Lineage: Eukaryota; Metazoa; Ctenophora; Tentaculata; Lobata; Bolinopsidae
Product: ras-related protein Rab-2A
Exons: 6
Coding region: 15-647 (210 amino acids)
Biological process (GO): vesicle-mediated transport
Cellular component (GO): Golgi apparatus
Molecular function (GO): GTPase activity; GTP binding
Source: RefSeq, a predicted model, not a curated record
UAGCCAGAUUUAACAUGUCGUAUGCGUACUUGUUCAAGUAUAUUAUAAUAGGAGACACUGGCGUGGGUAAGAGUUGCCUGUUAUUGCAAUUUACUGAUAAGAGGUUCCAGCCAGUCCACGAUCUGACUAUCGGUGUAGAGUUUGGUGCUCGUAUGAUAACAAUAGAUGGAAAACAAGUUAAACUUCAGAUAUGGGACACUGCUGGACAAGAGUCGUUCAGAUCAAUAACACGUUCCUACUACCGGGGAGCAGCGGGGGCACUUCUUGUGUAUGAUAUUACCAGACGGGACACAUUUAACCACCUGACAACAUGGCUGGAGGACGCGAAACAACAUUCCAACUCAAAUAUGGUCAUCAUGUUGAUAGGAAACAAGUCGGAUUUAGAAGCAAGGAGGGACGUCAAAUAUGAAGAGGGAGAACAGUUUGCUAAGGAGCACGGUCUGAUAUUCAUGGAAACAUCCGCCAAGACUGCUCACAAUGUUGAGGAUGCCUUCAUUUCAACUGCCAAGGAAAUAUACGAGAAGAUACAGCAGGGAAUAUUCGAUAUUACUAACGAGGCUAGCGGUAUAAAGAUCGGGCCACAACACACCCCAAUGGGUGGGGGCCAAGGAACGGGGGGAGCCGCACCGGGUGGGGGUUGCUGUUAAACCAAUCACACCGUCCUAUUCUACACACGUGACGUCAUCCACCAAUCAGAGAGCUGUCUCGUUGUGACGUCACGAUCAUGCGGUGUUCUGAUUGGUCAUGGUAUUGUGAGGUUACAACCAUCGUACGUUCUGAUUGGCCAGUGUAUGAUGACGUCAUAGCUAUGCUGCGUUCUGAUUGGCCAGCAAACUGUGAUGUCACAGAAAUCGUGCGUUCUGAUUGACCAGCAAACUGUGACGUCACAGAAAUCGUGCGUUCUGAUUGGUCAGCGUAUCUCGACGUUACAACGGGACGACUGUGCUAUUGGUUCUUUUUCUGCGAUGUCAUUAAAGACUUUGUGCUUGUAAGAGGUCGUUUACAUAUUACGUAAUCACUUUUUGGACAAUUUGUAACCCCCCUCCCCCCUCCGUAAUCAGUUUUACACAUAGCUUUGGUGCCAAAAUUACACUAGUGUAAUCAUUUGAAAACCCCCUCCCCCUCGGCUGAUUAUGUAAUAUGUAUACGACCCCUAACAGAAAACAUCGGGCAUGUUUCUUUGGUUAGUUAAAAUUUCAGUUUAUAAAAUGACUGCGGAGGUGACGAUGACGCACUUUGUUUUCUUAAAUAAGAUAUGUAAUAAUUGUUUUAAGUGAAUAUAUGGUAUAUUAUAUUAAGAAAGAUAUCUAACUAUACAGGUGAUAUCAAUGAUAAAAUUGUAACUAUUCGUUUUAACUUCUGUGAAAUGACUAGAGAUUCUGUAAAAUAUUCUAGUAGAAUAUUUUGUUUUUGUUUAAUCUGGAUGAAUAUUUUGAUCGACCUUUUUUUCGCUGAUUGAUUUCA